Molecule: messenger RNA, 513 nt
Organism: Cladocopium goreaui
Lineage: Eukaryota; Dinophyceae; Suessiales; Symbiodiniaceae
Source: the annotation of a GenBank genome assembly
GGGUUUUGUUGCAGUUCUUUGGCAAACAAACCCAAGAGCUGAACCAUGGCUACAGCAGUGCAACGGCUGAACGUGCCGACUGCGCAUCUUCGACCGCCUUGGUUUACGCCUCCAGAGAGUGCAGUUCAACUGCCGGAAUUUAUUGAGAGUGCAGCUGUGGGCGGAGCACCAUCGAGGUUCUACCACUACGCUGAUGCCGCAGAGGCAAGCAAUGUCUCCCCAGAAACGCGAAAAUUUCUUCAGGCAUGUCGGACAGAUGUGGACGAGGUUCGAACGCUGCUAGAUGAUGGGGCAGCUGUCUACCAGGCAAAUGCCAACGGUUUCUCAGGGCUGCACAUGGCUGCAGCAAACCUUCAGACGGAUGUGGCCCAGCUCCUACUUGAACGUGGUCACGACGUGAAUGUGAUGGAGGCCAACGGACUGACGCCAUUAGAUUACUGCGUUGAUGCGGGCUUCUCUGCAGCUGAAAUCAGUGGUCUUGAGCCCUGGAUCGGGAGGAACAAGGACAAGUAA